AUGGUCCAGAUGGAAGAAAUCACAGACCAAAUGGCCGACGCCAUGAUCGCCGAAGUCCAGCGCCGCGACGCAGAGCAAGCGGCAGCAGCACAAGCAGCUGCCGCCUCCAUCCCCGGCGCAGCAAAAGGCGCGGCCCUCCCGCCCGGCCACGCCUUGCUCAGCGGCAAGACGGCCGACGAAGUCCUGGCCGACCUGAACAAGUCCCCGCUCUUCAUGACCUCGCUCGAGGAGAACGACGACGUCGCGGCGCUGCAGGCGCUCGCGUACGAGGGGACGGCGAGGGAGAACGGAGAAGAGUUCAAGGAGCGCGGGAACGAGUGUUUCAAGGCCAAGAUGUACGCUGACGCGAAGGAGUUUUAUGGUAAAGGGAUUGAGAUCUUGGCGGUGGAGGAGAAGAGGAGGGCGAAGGGGGAGAAGACUUUUCAUACGGAGAAGGCCAAGGUUGAGGGCGAGAGCGCAGCAGGGGAGGGAGAAGAAGAAAGAGAUGUCGAGGUUGAGGACGACGAGGAGGAGAUCGCCAAGCAGAGAUCCGUCCUGGAGUCGCUGUACGUCAACCGCGCGGCGUGCCACCUCGAGCUCGGCAACUUCAGGUCGUGCUGGACGGACUGCGGCCUCGCGCUGCGGCUGAACCCGAAGAACCUGAAAGCCUACUACCGCUCCGCGCGCGCCCUGCUCAAGGUCGAGCGCAUCGCGGAAGCCGACGACGCGUGCGCGAGGGGCCUGGCGCUGGACGAGGGGAAUAAACCGCUGCAGGCCGUGGCGCGGGACAUCGUCAAGGCCGCGGAGCGCGCCGACGCCAAGACGAAGAGAGAGCAGGAGAGGAAGGCGGGGGAGAGGAGGCGGGAGAUGUUGUUGAGGGCCGCGCUCGCCGCGCGGGGGAUCAAGACGCGGACGACGGAGCAGCCGCCCGAGAUGGAGGACGCGCGGAUGAGGCUCGUGCCUGACGAGGAGGAUCCGGCGAGCAGUCUGAGUUUCCCCGCGGUGCUGCUGUACCCCCUGCAGAUGGAGAGCGAUUUCAUAAAGGCGUGGAACGAGACGGAGUGCGUGGGGGAUCAUUUGGGGUAUAUCCUGCCUCUGCCGUGGGAUCAGAAGGGGGAGUAUGCUAGCCCGGCCGGGGUGGAGUGUUACAUGGAGACGGCGGCGGGCGGGCUGGUCAAGGUUGGUAAGAAGGCUUCGCUGUUGAAGAUUUUGAGCGGCGGGAGUGUGGAGGUUGUGGAUGGGAUCGUGAGGGUGUAUGUUGUUCCUGUGGCGAGGGCCAAGGGGUGGGUUGAGGAGUUCAAGGUGAAGAAGGCUGCGGAGAAGAGGUAG
Molecule: messenger RNA, 1308 nt
Organism: Colletotrichum costaricense
Lineage: Eukaryota; Fungi; Ascomycota; Sordariomycetes; Glomerellales; Glomerellaceae
Exons: 1
Coding region: 1-1308 (435 amino acids)
Biological process (GO): protein folding
Cellular component (GO): nucleus; cytosol
Molecular function (GO): Hsp70 protein binding; Hsp90 protein binding
Source: RefSeq, a predicted model, not a curated record